Molecule: messenger RNA, 1011 nt
Organism: Fusarium vanettenii 77-13-4
Lineage: Eukaryota; Fungi; Ascomycota; Sordariomycetes; Hypocreales; Nectriaceae
Exons: 2
Source: RefSeq, a predicted model, not a curated record
AGGUUCCGGAACCACAUCUCCUUCGACAACGUCCCAACCGGCGAGCCGACCAAGAAUAAUGCCAUCUCGCUGACACUCAAUGUUCGACAUCGAGGAUACCAAGCGCGACGAAGGUCACGCACCUUUAUGGUUGGCGUCGACGAGCACCCCUACUCCGACUAUGCGUUGCAGUGGCUGCUUGACGAGCUGGUUGACGACGGGGACGACGUCGUGUGUGUGAGAGUAAUUGAGAAGGACACUCGCAGCAUCGAAAAGUCCUACCAGGAGGAGGCCGAGUCGAUUCUGAAAGGUGUUGUGAAGCGGAAUGGCUCUAACAGGGCUAUCAACAUCAUUCUUGAAUACGCCGUCGGCAAACUGCAUACAACUUUCCAAACAUUGAUCCAGAUGUAUCAACCUGCUAUGCUCAUUGUCGGAACUAGAGGCCGCACGCUGGGCGGCUUUCAAGGUCUGAUCAACACACACAACUCUUUCUCCAAGUAUUGCCUCCAAUACUCGCCCGUGCCCGUUGUCGUCGUUCGACCAACGGAUAAGCGCCUUAAGAAGAAGUCGAAACGUGCCAACGAUUCAACUCGCCAGACAUAUGUGGGCAUGCUGGCCGCAACAGCUGGUAAGCAUGAGGCGGAUAGCGAAGCUAGCAGCACAUAUGAGCUGGAGGUCUCCAACACACCCGACGAGGAGGCCCAUCAGGUUGCGCGAGCUCUGGGCCUUCCUGCAUCGUUUGACCCAACGAUCAAGCCCAUCAACCCUACUCAACUCUUGAAUACUCGACCUGCCGGCCCGGCGAGCAUCAAUACUCUCGAUGAAGCCCCAGAAGAUCAACGAGUUGUCAAGGAUCCUGCCACCGCAGGCGCCGAGAGCGACGACGACGACGACGACGAUGGAGACUUCGAGGUCAUGUCAGGACAGCAGAUCUUGGACAGGCAGAAGCUCGAGCAGCUCCAUAAGAUGGAGGUGGGCGAGGCUGCCGCUCUAAAGAUGAAGGUGGAGGACGAUGAUGACGAUGAUGAUGAU